Molecule: messenger RNA, 1224 nt
Organism: Sceloporus undulatus (fence lizard)
Lineage: Eukaryota; Metazoa; Chordata; Lepidosauria; Squamata; Phrynosomatidae
Gene: HHLA1
Product: HERV-H LTR-associating 1
Exons: 14
Coding region: 1-1176 (391 amino acids)
Source: RefSeq, a predicted model, not a curated record
AUGGCCUUAUUGUUCUUCCUCUUUGUUUCCAACUUAGCUGCAACAACAACAAAGGGAGAAAACAGGAAAGAAGACCGGAUUGCAGUGUUGGCUACUGCAGAGCUGCCUGCUAAAUCACUUGAUUUGGCAGCAAUUAACCUGACUGAGCUGGUUAAUGGGAUGCUAAAUACAGCUCUCAAAGGCACCAAUAAAUUUUUCUCUUUGCUGAGUAUCACAUCUUACAGCUCGUAUGCCUUCCACAAGGUUUCCAUAGUCAUCUACAACAUAUCCAACUUGAAGAACGUUGACCCCACCAAAUUCCCCAUGAGGUACUGCUAUUGCUUAAACAACAGAACAAAUGACUUAACAGAUUUUACCGCUUUGCUGGUUGAUAUUGUUGGAAACACCACCAAUUAUCUGACCGAAAUUUUCAAGUCUACUUCAAUUUUGUCUGUGAGCCAGAGUAACAACACAGACUGUGUCUAUAUUUGUGUUAUGUCAGGCCGCACAGGCAGAAAUCUGUCCGACUUAUGGGAAGCAAUAGAGAAAUCUCCAGUUAUUAAUUACACUUUUUCGGGUAAUGUGUCUGAUCUCCUGGAUUUAAACUUGAUCUUUCCUGGUUGGAAGCCUUUACGGGAAGAUGCUGACAAGGUUUUAAGUGAUACUGCAAAGGGUACAUGGACAUUUAAAAGUGAGCAACUGCCUUCGUGGCUGCAGACUACUGCCUUGAAGCAGUAUGAGAUUCCUUCAGUUAAGGAAUCUUCAUCUUCUCCUGCUCCUGCAAACCCACCUCCUGCUCCUGCUGAAAGCUAUGAGAGUCCACCGGGAGAUCCGACAACACUUAUGGCAGGAAAUGUGCCUUUAUUUGCACUGCCUAUAUCUACGCAAAGGCCUGGAGUGUUACUGAAGGUGCAUUCUAGAUGUCCACAGGCAAUCAAGAAAGGGAGCUCUAUGACAACACCAUCUAUCCCAGUUCAAAAGAUAAACCCUUGCGUGAUGGAGCUGUGUAAAUUUUAUCAACAGUGCCUUUGUUCAAGGGACAGAAGCUACUCAAGAGAAGAUGCAAUGAGGUUCUGCAUUGAAAACUAUUCCUGGUUCUUGAAAAAUGCAAUGUAUGUCUGUGAAAAAGUCAAACGAACAGCUUAUUCCAAGACUCUAAAGCAAAAAUGCCUUGCAAGCAUUUGUAAGUCUAUUUAAAAACUCAAGAGGACCUGUUGCUUUCAAGAAGACUUGCACCAGUUGUUA